CUCGGCCUGGAGGCACAGCCCAGCGGCGCCGCCAGCAGCCUCUGCCUCGGCCCGCACUACCUCCUGCCCGACACCAACCUUCUCCUUCACCAGAUUGAUAUACUGGAAGAUCCUGUUAUUAAGAAUGUCAUUGUGCUGCAGACAGUCUUACAAGAAGUCAAGCAUCGGAGUCCACCAGUGUACAAGCGAAUUAGGGAUGUGAUUGGAAACCCUGAAAAACAUUUCUAUUCUUUCACCAAUGAACAUCAUCGAGAAACGUACAUAGAGCAAACACAAGGAGAAACUUCUAAUGACCGCAAUGACAGAGCCAUUCGGGUAGCAGUAAAAUGGUACAACGAACACUUGAAGGAAGUAGAGGAUGAGGAGAAGAUUCAAGUUAUCUUUUUAACAAAUGACAGAACUAAUAAAGAGAAGGCUCUAGAGGAAGGUCUAACUGCCUAUACGUGUGAGGAGUAUAUAAAAAGCUUGCUGGCUAAUCCUGACCUUGUAGAUCGACUUGCCUGUGUAUCUGAUGAAGGGAAAGAAAUAGAAAGUGGAAGAAUAAUUUUCCCAGAACAUAUUCCUCUUAGCAAGCUGCAGCAAGGAAUAAAAUCUGGUAUUUACCUCCAAGGAACUUACAGGGCAAGCAGAGAUAAUUAUCUUGAAGCUACUGUUUGGGUUCAUGGAGAUACUGAAGAAAACAAAGAGAUAAUUGUACAGGGACUGAAACAUUUAAACCGAGCAGUUCAUGAAGAUAUUGUAGCUGUGGAGUUGUUGGCAAAAGAUGAAUGGGUAGGACCAUCCUCAGUGGUCUUGCAGGAUGAUGGUCAGAAUGAAGAUGACAUUGAAAAUGAAGAGGAGAAAGAGAACAUUCUGAAGACUUCUGUUAGCAAGGACAUGCUGAGACCUACAGGAAAAGUAGUGGGCAUUAUCAAGCGAAACUGGCGACCGUUUUGUGGCAUGCUUUCCAAAUCAGAGAUCAAAGAGGCAAGGCGCCAUUUGUUUACACCAGCUGAUCGCAGAAUUCCUCGCAUUCGAAUAGAAACAAGACAAGCAGAUAGAUUGGAAGGACAAAGAAUAAUUGUUGCUAUUGACGGUUGGCCCAGGAAUUCCAGGUAUCCUAAUGGUCACUUUGUGAAGAACUUGGGAAGUGCUGGAGAUAAAGAGACUGAGACAGAAGUUCUUUUGCUUGAACAUGAUGUCCCUCAUCAGCCUUUUUCCCAGAGUGUCCUUAGUUUUCUACCAAAAAUGCCAUGGAGCAUUACAGAACAG
Messenger RNA from Mesitornis unicolor (brown roatelo), 1251 nucleotides. RefSeq names its product exosome complex exonuclease RRP44-like. Gene Ontology annotation, cellular component: nuclear exosome (RNase complex); cytoplasmic exosome (RNase complex). The transcript is spliced from 9 exons. The record is from RefSeq and is a predicted model, not a curated record. The annotation marks the transcript as partial. NCBI's taxonomy places the organism in Eukaryota, Metazoa, Chordata, Aves, Mesitornithiformes, Mesitornithidae. Gene Ontology annotation, biological process: rRNA catabolic process. Gene Ontology annotation, molecular function: endonuclease activity; 3'-5'-RNA exonuclease activity.